Panthera uncia (snow leopard) is the source of this 3153-nucleotide messenger RNA. It is a transcript of the gene IQANK1, whose product is annotated as IQ motif and ankyrin repeat containing 1. Gene Ontology annotation, molecular function: protein binding. Bases 1260 to 3116 code for a protein of 618 amino acids. The transcript is spliced from 13 exons. Gene Ontology annotation, biological process: regulation of barbed-end actin filament capping. Gene Ontology annotation, cellular component: nucleus; cytoplasm. NCBI's taxonomy places the organism in Eukaryota, Metazoa, Chordata, Mammalia, Carnivora, Felidae. The record is from RefSeq and is a predicted model, not a curated record.
CCGCCCCAGCUCCGGGUCCCUACGCCUGACCCCUGACCCUCGCCCCGGAAGUCGAGGUGACUCGGAAGUUCCGGCUCGGUCGCUAGGAAACGGGUCGGCCCGACGUGCGGGGCGGGGCUUCUCGCCCGGGGUCCGCGAGUUGGGGGAGGCAGGUGAGGCAGGUGAGGUCGCGGGGGCGGUGUCGAGCCCGGGGCGGGCCCGGGCCCGGGGACCCUGCGAGCGCCGGGGGUCCCCCGCCACACUCGAGCGCCCGCUAACCUGAUACCCUCACGGAGGACCCACCGCCGCCGCCCCGCACACAGCACUCCCAAGUACCUGGGCCCCCACUGGUACGCAGGGACGCUGCGGUCAUAGACACCCCCGCCGCCACCACACACACGUACACCGACCCUCUCCCCACACCUAUAGACCCUCCCAGGCCAAUGCCCCCUAUGUAGGUUGGACCCCCCAAGAACAGAGGGACCCGCGUAGGGACCCUGCGGGCACACGGGCCUCUGCACACACCCACCUCCACAAGGACGAGGGACUCUACAGGCACAUGGGGUCCACACACGCUUACCUCCCUCCGCACCAAUGGGGACCCACCACGGGGACCCCUACGCGCUUAGGGGACCCUACAUUCACACCACCUCCACAUGCCUGUUACCCAGGCACACGCCAACGUCCACCCACACGCGUAAGAGACGCCCCGUGCACUUGCGAAGCCCUCACACACCGGCCCCACACGCAGACAGGGGACCCCGCCUCCGCUGAUCCCCCACGCACACAAUUCCACCAGCAUCGGGACCCUCCCCCACAGACCCGCGCCCUGUUCAGGACCCCACACGAACACCGGGAGUCCUCCGCCCAGCAGGCACCUGCUAGUACUACACAGGACAGGGGGCCCUGGAUGCACGCACUGACACCCUCAAAGCAGCCCCCCGCCCCCCCCCCCCCCCCAAACACUGCAGAUCUUUGCCCCAGUCCCCCAUCAGACUCCACUGAAGUCCCCUCACCCCCUUAGGCCCUGCCCUGUGGUCAGCCAUGUGUCCGAGCCAGGUCCCCUGUCCAACUGUCCAAGGCUUCCCCCUUCCCCCCCCCCUUCCCUCCCUCUUCCUGCCGGUCUCUGCUCACCUUCCUCCGUGUCCCUCUUGCCACAUGACCCCGUUUUCUGGGUCAGUUUCACUAAUUCCUUCCCCGAACACUGUGAGACACCAGCAGCGCAAGUGGCACGCACACGGGCCUGGGGUCACACCAGGGCCCAUGCCGUGCUACGGAAAAUGAGCAGCAAGAAGGGGGGUGCCAAAGCUGCACCAUCAGGGAAGCGGCAGACAUCCGUCCCUGGAGCCAGGCCGGGAGCCCCGAGAGCCGUUGCCGGGAAGCCGGGAGCGCACCGCCAGCCGCCAGGGCAGAGGGAGACCGGCCCGCAGGCCGAGGCCCCCGCAGGGCCCGCCGCGGAGGAUGGAGCGGCCACGAUCAUCCAGUGUGCGUUCCGGCAGCUCCUGGCCCGAAGGGCCCUGGCCCGCCGCCGGCAGGAGCACCGCAACUACCUGCAGCGCGUUGAACGGCUGGAGAGGGAGGCCUUCGUGGCCCUGGUGCGGAGGGAGCAGGAGGCGGCGCGGAGGCGGCGGGAGGCGGAGGAGGCGGCCGAGCAGCGGCGGCAGGAGGAUCGACAGCGCGGGGCGCGGCUGCGGGAGGCGGCCUUCGCCGGGGACCUGGGAGAGAUCAAGGCGGUCCUGCGGGAGGUGGACGAGCUGCUGACUCGCGAGGGCGUGGGCCACGACGAGGCGGGGUUGGCGCUGCGGCGGCGGGGGCGCGUGGCCCUGGUGGAGAGCGAGGACCGCGGCGGGAACACGCCGCUGUCGGAGGCGGCGGCCGGCGGGCAGACCCUGGCCAUCCGGCUGCUGGCCGAGCAGGGCGCCAGCCCCAACAGCAAGGGCGCCUACGGCCGGACGCCGCUGUACCGGGCGGCCUUCGGGGGGCACCUGGAGGCUGUGGAGGCGCUUCUGGAGCUCGGAGCGGACCCCCGGGUGUACGCAGAAGACGGUAGCACCCCCGAGCAGGUGGCCUCCCUGGACGCCGUGGUUAGUGUGCUGAGGUCCUGGGACCUAGGCCUCACUGAGGCCAUGCUGCAGAGCAUGGAGGCCGAGCGGCAGCGCCGGGCCCGGGAGGCGGAGCGACAGGAGGAGGCACAGGCCAAGCGCCUGAAGUCUGGAGUGCAGCAGCUGGCUGAGGAAGGGCGGCGGCGCCACAGAGAGGCCAGCCUCCCCCGGGCCCUCCCGCCCAGCUGCAGCAGGCCUACUGUGAGCUCAACCGGAGGAUCACGGAGCACAAGUGUGAAGGGAGGCGCCUGGGCCGCACUGAGCUCACGCUGCAGGCCAUCAAGGACGCGGAGGCCCAAGUGGACAGGCUACGUCUGGAGGCCCGGAAGGCGGAGGAGACGCUGGCCGUGGCCAGGCUGGAGCUGCGGAAGCAGACCCAGGAGGGUGGGCGGGGCUGGGGGGCGGGGCCCACUCCUGGGCGAGUGGGGGGUGGGGGCUUUGGGUCCUCCUGCCUCGCGGCCACCAUCCUGCGACCCCGCAGGGGAGGAGGAGGAGGAGGCGGCGGCAGCGGCGGCGCCGGGGCUGAAAUGCCAGGUCACUGAGCUGCACGACGUACUGAUGAAGGAUGUGGGCGACCGCAUCCGCGUGGAUGGCAGGUGGCCUCUUGUCAUCGACCCUUCGGGCCAGGCAGCCACCUUCCUGCGCUACCAGGACACCAACUACGUGGACGCGGUGAACCCGGACCACUUGCGGCCGGAGAGGAUCCGGCUGGCGCUGCUGGGGGCGCUCAGGUACGGGAAGCCGCUGGUGUUCGACCUGUGCGACGUGGACCUGUUCCCCGCGGUGCGGCAGCAGCUGGAGGCGGUGCAGCCCGGCCUGGCGCAGGAGCUGCUGGGCCGCGGGCUCCUGGAGCGGGAGCGGUACCUGUCGCUGGUGCGGCCCGCCGACGGCCCCGAGUACGGCCCCGCCGGGUUCCAGGAGGCGCGCCUGCGGCACUUCCGCCUCCUCUUCGUCACCAGGGCUCAGCGGCCGUCGGAGGAGCAGCUGCGGGUGCUGCUCCCCGUGCGCGUGCAGCUGCCCCGCGGGGGCCUCUAGCGCCCGGCCCAAUAAAGUCGGCCCCGGGAUGCGGGGC